This is a messenger RNA of Arabidopsis arenosa, 1367 nucleotides long. The record is from the annotation of a GenBank genome assembly. NCBI's taxonomy places the organism in Eukaryota, Viridiplantae, Streptophyta, Magnoliopsida, Brassicales, Brassicaceae.
AAUCUGAAAAUUCAACGGCGAAGAGACCAAGAGAACGAUCAGAUAUCACCGUUGGAUCAGUCGUCGUCGUCCUAAUCUAACGGCCAGGAGACUUUUCUCCGGUAUCUUGUGCUUUUUUCCCGUUACGACUUCGUCGACCCCAAAACCUAAUCCACCAUGUCUUCCAGAAGAAGGUCGAAGCUUGGAUCGUCGACGAAGAAGAGGAAGACGAGAAAGAAUAAGCAGACUAGGAAGGAAAAAGAAAAGGACCAAACUUUCAUAAAUCUUCCCUCUGAUCUCUUACAACUGGUUAUUUCCCGUCUUUCAUUGAAAGACAACAUCCGUGCUUCUGCUGUCUGCAAAACAUGGCACGAAGCUUGUGUUUCUCUUCGAGUGAUACAUACAUCUCCUUGGCUUAUCUACUUUUCCAAAACAGACGAUUCCUAUGAACUUUAUGACCCAUCAAUGCAGAAAACAUACAAUCUUCACUUCCCUGAGUUAUCCGGUUUUCGGGUUUGUUACUCCAAAGAUGGUUGGUUACUCAUGUACAAUGCCAAUUCCUAUCAACUCCUUUUCUUCAAUCCGUUUACCCGUGAUCACAUACCCGUGCCUCCGCUUUGGAUGGCAUAUGAUCAAAGAAUGGCUUUCUCUUGUGCUCCUACAUCAACUAGUUGUCUCUUGUUCACUGUCAGUUCUGUCACUUGGAAUUACAUCACCAUCAAGAAAUGUUGUGCUAAUGCUAAAGAGUGGAAAACAUUUGUGUUCAAGAAUCGGUUACAGCGAAACUUCAACACUUUCGAGCAGAUUGUCUUCUCCAAUGGUGUCUUCUACUGCCUCACAAACACCGGAUGCUUACGUCUCUUUUACCCAUCUUUGAAUUCUUGGAAUGUUCUUCCUGGGCGACCUCCUAAACGUCCUGGAAGCAACGGAUGCUUCAUGACAGAACACCAAGGAGAAAUCUUUCUCAUUUAUAUGUACAGGCACAUGAACCCAACAUUGCUUAAACUUGACCUUACAAGCUUUGAAUGGGCUGAGAGGAAAACACUGGGAGGCUUGACGAUCUAUGCAAGCGCUUUGUGUUCUGAAUCCAGAGCCGAGCAGCAGAAGCAGAGUGGAAUAAGGAACUGUUUGUGUCUCUCUGUGUUCCAUGGUUUCAAGAGGACUUGCAUAUAUUAUAAGGUUGAUGAAGAGAGUGAGAUUUGCUUCAAGUGGAAAAAACAGAAUCCGUAUGAGAAUAUAUGGAUCAUGCCACCACUCAACCUCAUUGAUCUCCCUGUGUUUGAUCAACGUAUCUAGUAAUAGUUAGAGAAUUCUUGUUCAUAAAUAUUCAAACACAUGUACAAUCUAUUUUGUAUACAGAUUACUGAUAAUAAAAGAGGGAAAUUCUC